Rhincodon typus (whale shark) is the source of this 5091-nucleotide messenger RNA. It is a transcript of the gene rbm44, whose product is annotated as RNA binding motif protein 44. Lineage: Eukaryota; Metazoa; Chordata; Chondrichthyes; Orectolobiformes; Rhincodontidae. Bases 1293 to 4739 code for a protein of 1148 amino acids. The transcript is spliced from 17 exons. The record is from RefSeq and is a predicted model, not a curated record. Gene Ontology annotation, molecular function: RNA binding.
AAGUUAUGCACAUGUCCAUUUUAUACUGUACAUAUGCUCAUUUUGUUUUGUAUGUUUUUGCAAGUCCAGUACCCUCCACAAACUGGUCUUGUGUUUAUCAUGUUUAUAGUCGGGUCUUAUACUCUCUGUAUAUUGUGUUCUAGGCCAUUGCCCUCUACAUGUUAUACAUCUAACCAUUUCCUACUAUACGACGUGCAUGCACCCUUACCUGGGUGGGAGCAUUUAAGCGGCUACUAGAUAGGCAUAUGGAUGAUAGUAUAAGGUAGGGGUGGAGGUUAGAUAGACCUUAGGAUUAAGGUAAAAGUUCGGCACAACGUUGUGGGCCGAAAGGCCUGUACUGUUCUAUGUUCUAUGAUCCCGUCCGGGCAUUCAUUUUUCAGCCGCGCGAUUUGCUCCUUCCUCGAGCCUCUUCUGUCUGCGUGCCGGUGGCGGGAACAUCAGGUGACGUAGUGGAGUGACGGGAGUUCUGAACCAACGGAAGUUCGGCUCGCUUUGCUGCUGAGCCAAUGGGGUUUGAGGUGGGAGCGAUGCCUGUCGCCUAACGUUUGGCGCGUGGUGGGGAGGUCGGCGGUUAACGGUCAAGUACUUGGGCAGGGUGAGAGGAAUGGUCGAUGGUGAGUUGAGAGCCUGUCUUCUCAGGUGAAAAAAAAAACAAGACCUGCGGGAGCUAGAAGUUUUGCCUCGAGAGUUUACACUUUUCCAUAUUAAGAAGAACCCUUGUGAUUUUCUGUCGAGAAUUUGGGUCCUCUGGAUCUUUAUGCGGUGAUGUAUACAGUUUGCGUUAAAUAAUGCUGAGUAUUGAUAAUGUUGCAUGCCUUCUCUGUCUCUCAACCCCCUUACACCCCACAUCCCAUCAUCUUGUCAUCAUUUCCAAUAAAUAAGUAUAUUGCUUAGGUUUAGGCAGGGCGAACAAACUGGCUUAAUUGGUAUUAUUGCCAUCAUCUCCAGGAUCAUUGUUUUCUGCUGCAUAGUUCUCAGCUCAGGUGUUUCAAAGAUGUUUAAUGGAGCGAGUGGUUCCUGAGGGGCCAAGGGUCAGGAUGCUCAGUUAGGUUCUUGUGUUGUGGAAUUGAGCCAGGUGGCCCGGGUUCGAGUUCCACCUGCUCCAGACGCCAAUAUUAACCUCUCUGAACGUGUUGAUUAGACAAUAUCUCAGAAUAACCUGUCAGUGGUUCUGAUUUUGUAGCUGGGGAAAUUGGACAGCGAUUACAGCAGACUGUUGUAGAAGAGAUGUUCAGUUCUCUGAACAUUCAGAGACCAUAUAAACAUGGUUGUCUGCUCCAUGAACUACUAGAAUGCAGUCUGAACUCAUUGAAGAUUUACGGGAGCCCAGAAUGUCUUCAGCGCUAAACAAAUCAAAAAUGCCUACAUUUUACUGCAUUUGGCCUUGUGAAAAGUGCAGUUAUUGCAAUGCCUUAAGUACACAAAAAUGUAAGAACUGCAGUGAACCAAUAAAAGAUGGAGAGCAGCCUUUGUAUUUGGAAGAUAAGAAUAUGCUUCUUGCGCACAACCAGAGAAUCCUUGCAUCUUUUUCCACUGCUGAGAAAGCAUUCCUGCGCUUCAGAGCGGUUAGCCCUAAUCCUGAAAGGCAGAAAACAAAUGAAGGCAUUUGUGAUAAACCUAUUAAUCAGCUGUUUGACUCUAGAAUGAAACCUCACACCUUUGAUAGGGUAUUAACGACUCAACGUGCUGAAGAAAUUGCUGAGACAAAAUCUCAAUUUUCAGACGCUUUGGAGUCAGCAUAUGAAACUCACUCCUCUAAUGGAAGCUCAGUUGUUGAGGAUCUGACAAAGGAAACUGAUUUAGUGUUGGCUGUUGAGCAAGAGAAGAACAAGCAGAAAUUAGUAUUGAUGAAAGAGUAUGGAAAUGAAUCGACCCUGUCUUUGGACACAGAGUUUGAAAUGUACAGGAAACUAAAUGAAAUGAACUUGGAGCAAGCUGCUAGUGAUUGUUUUCAGGAGGGUAAAAGAGAAACGUUGCAUCAAUACAUUCCGGAAUGUAAGGAUUUGGGGAGAUUGAAUAUAGAACCAUUUCCUGAUGCGGAUGCUCAGAAUCCUGCAGAAUCUAAUCAGUUUGCACGUUGUAUUCCUCCAGUUGAAGAAAUCGAUGAGACCUCUUUUAUUUCUGCAGUCACUUCAACACCAAGAUCGUUCAUACAUGAGAAUAAUGAAAUAGCUAUUUGUGAAUGUGCAGAAAGGUCAGCUGAAACUCACCUUCUCGAAUGUAAAUCUGCUGGGACCUCAGAAAGUGCAUUCAAUGAUGGUGACAACAUAGGUCCUAAUGGGAGCAUGUUAGAACAAGUAGAAGGUUCAUGUAACAAUGUCCUUCAGACUAAUGUACUGUUGGAGAGUGUUAAUCUAAGAGAAGGAUGCUUCCUUUAUCAAGACAAUGAAUUUGCCAAUGACCAAUCUACCUAUAGUACAUCAAUAGACAUUGAAAGUGAAAGUCAGGUACCAUUGGUGCCAUUUAACACGAUUGAAACUGUAACUUCUACCAAUAUUAUUUCAAAAGCUGAAGACAUAUUACAGAACAGCAAUACCGAAUGUGCAUGUGAAAGUCCAGAUCGUCCAGGAUGGGAGAUGACCUGUGAACUAACUGCAGUUAGUUAUGAAAUGUCAGCAGAUUUAGAUGAACGGAAGUUUUUUGAUGAUUCAUUUGUGUCAGCUGCUGAGGAUAGCAUUGUUGCAAGUGUAGCAGUAGCAGACCAUUACUGUGAUGUGACGAGCCAAGUGAAUGAUGUAUUUGAACCAUUAGAGAUAACUGAAGACAAUCGGUUUAUCAACUGUGUCACACAGACAUCUGACUUGACAGCUCCUGGAGGUGGUACUUUGCUUGAAGGAACUUGUCCUCAAAACCAAGUGAAAUGUGACAACUGUUGGAAAAAGAGCUCAAAAGGUUUAAUUAUGAAGGUAAACCAAUAUAUUGAUGCAUGCACUGAUUUCAGAACUGAUUUCACCAUGGAUAAAGACACAACAGCUGUAAUCCCUGUUGUUGACCGAGCUGACAACACAGAUAUAACUUUGAUGAGCAAAAAUAGACCAACUCUGGGACAAAGUAGAAAGUAUGGAAAUGUUGCAUGUAAUACAAAGUGGUCCAUUGUUGAAUCUACUGUGAAACAACAAAGCACACAGACAGCUAAGGUCACCACAGAGGAGAAAUCCAUCAAUACGGUCUUACAGACAACAGAUUUUAAUUCAUAUUCAAAGGAAUUGGGUCCCAAUCAAUGCAAAACCAAAUUGAGGAAAGUUCUUGGUGAACUUGAAGAGCUGAAGAAAAAGUGUAAAAGUACAGAACUGCAGCAGCAGUGUUCUCUUUACCUGUCUGUCACUGAAGAUGGAAACCAUUCAUCAGACUGCUGCAGCAGUAUGAAGCAGAGAGCUAUAAAGGCAGAGUUACAGCUUUUGAAAAUGCAGUAUUGGAUGUGUCAACAACAUUGUUGGAGAGCUUACAACAUGGCUGUUGAGGAGAGAGGCUUUAGAGACCUGGGGUUGUCAUUUUUGGAAGUUGGCACUGAGUAUGGCACAACUAUAUCAUCUGCUUUACAGGAGCUUAAAACUAACUAUCAGAGUACAAUGCAGAAAGUGCUGGAAGGAAUGACGUUGGACAAUCUUCCUUUGUUGUCUGUUGAGUUGGAAGGACUGUCAAAUUCUCCAUUUGUUCCUGCUAUGUUGGGUGAUCAACAACCAAUUUGUCAAUAUCAAAAAAAUUCAAAUUAUAGAGAACAGUUUGCAUUGAAAGAGAUACCAUCUCGGGAAAUUCCUGCCAGAAAACUUGUCGAAGAUCAAGAUAAAACUGAUAUUCCAAGUGGUGAGCUGCAGACCAAUCAUUAUCAGCAUGUUGGGCAUAGAGUUAAGGCAGAAACUGAUUGUGAAAGUAUUGUAAAACAAGUUGUAGCAAAGGAUCCUGAAGUGACUGAUGAUUGGUUUGAUGCAGAAGAGAAUUUCACUGCUUCUAGUGGCUUCAGCGUCAUGCAAAUGAAAGCUAACAAAGGUGGAACCAGGACAACUGAAGACGAUAGGAUAAGUAAUGAUGCAUCCACUCGUAUCGAUGAGGAGACUGUUCAAACAUGUUACGUUUACAUGGAUGGGUUACCUGGAACAGUAACAGAGAGUGAAUUAAGAAACCUUUUUCAGAAAUACCAGGUGACUGGAAUUUGGCUUUGCAGUUUGCAUAGUGAUUACAGGUGCGGAGUUCUGAGAGUUACAACUUCCAAUUAUGCCAAGUUGGCAGUGGAUGAAAUGAAUGGAAAAGAGUACCAUGGGAAGCCCAUUAAAGUCCAUCUGGCAAAAAUCUCGGGCGAUCACGUGUUAUCUGUGCUUAAAAAUCAUUCGCAACCUUCAUUAAAUGUGCACACACUAAAAGACCAUGCUACAAAGGACACUAACUUCAAAGGACAGAAUCAGUGGGAGCCUUGUACUCCUCCAUUAUCAACUCGAGUUCUUAAUACAGCCUCUCAUAAGAUUAACAGAAGGAAAUACAAACAGAUGCAGUGUGUACAGGACAUUCCAACAGCAACAGGGACAUUCAUUCCUCCAAACUCUGCUAAUUUAAGUAGCUUUAACAAACUAAUGAAGACCCUCUUGGAAAUGCAUCCUGAAGCAAACAGGAAUGAUAUCAUUCAAGCACUGAAGGAAGUGAAAUCGAAUAAUAAGGGGUUUCUGAGUGGCUUGGCUCUAAACACAAUUGUACAACUAGCAUCUGCGAUUUUGAAAAGGCAAUUGUCUACAAAUAACAAAGAAUAAAGGUAUUUGGAGAAGAGGAGAACCUGCAGAAAUUCUAUUCGAAACCCAUUCCAGACUUCUGUCGAGCAUGAGAUGUUUGCAUAUUUCAUUUCAUUUUGCUGUCAAUCUAUGUUACUUGUUGAGUAAUGGAGAGGAUUGUGUGCUGCUGUAGUGGUGCAUUUAUUAUACAGGGCACUUUAAAGCUGCCAAUUCAUUGCAUUUGUUAAACUUCUUUGAGCUUCUGUUUUGUGAGAAAGUUAAAUAAAUUGAUGAGAAGCCUUUCCUUUGUAAGGUCUGCUGAAGUAUGUGAAUUGGGAAGGUAGUGAUAGUUUAUGCUUUAACUUGCAUUCAAAGAUGUGAAUUAACAAGUACA